Molecule: messenger RNA, 1194 nt
Organism: Linum trigynum
Lineage: Eukaryota; Viridiplantae; Streptophyta; Magnoliopsida; Malpighiales; Linaceae
Source: the annotation of a GenBank genome assembly
AUGGGCCAAGCUUGUAUUCGUGAGAGGCUUGACCGUGCCCUUUGCUCUCAAGGUUGGAUGGACCGGUUCCCUGAAUCUAUGGUGAAACAUUUUACGGAUCAAGGGUCGGAUCAUAGGGCCCUGCUGUUGUCAGAUAAGUCAUACCCCCGCAUUUGUCGUCCCCUAUUCCGGUUUGAUGCUCGCUGGGCUGAGAAUCCGGAGGUGAGGGCGAUGGUGGUCUAUGUGUGGGAUGAAGAGGUGGAGGGUUCCCCUAUGUAUAGAUUGUGGACUCGUUUGAAACGCCUUCGACACCUGUUAUAUGACUGGAGUAGAGCAGGGAUGACUAAUUCUCUUCGGAAUAUCAAUACACUCCAAGCUGAGAUAGAUCGAAUCAAACAGGUGUCCCCAAUUAACUGGGACGAAGUGCGGCUACUAGAAAGUGAGCUUAGCCGCCAGUGGGAGGCGGAAGAGGUGUACUGGGAGCAGAAAUCUAGAGUGCGCUGGUUGAGACGAGGGGAUCAGAAUACUUCCUAUUUUCAUACGGUCACUCGGGCUAGACGUAAGCGUAAUUUCGUGGUGGGUUUGCGUAAUGACGCGGGGGAGUGGGUUACUGAAGAAAGAGGGAAGGCUGAUUUGGCUUCUGAUUUUUAUCAACACCUCUUUUCUUCAGAAAAUCAAGUUCCUGAUAUGGGGGCCAGGGUUGAGGCCUUGCCUCUGCAGAGGAAAGUUACUGAGGAGAUGAAUGCUCAGCUUACUGCGGCGGUGUUGCCAGCAGAAGUUCGGAGUACGGUUUUCUCCAUGGGCUCCAGGCAGGCUCCUGGGUCUGAUGGUUUCACGGGGAAAUUUUUCAAAUCUUUUUGGGAUAUAGUGGGCGGGUCGGUGGUUGAGGCUGUUUGCUCUUUCUUUCAAACGAACCGCCUAUUGCGGAGUUUUAACCAUACUUGGCUCACUUUGAUCCCGAAGGUAGAUAAUGUGGAGACCAUUCGCCAACUAAGGCCCAUUAGCUUGUGCCAAAUUGUGUAUAAGGUGAUUACUAAGAUUAUGUCUGAACGUCUGGCCCCUUUCCUACCUGAGAUCAUUUCGGAGGGCCAGAAUGCUUUUAUCCGGGAACGUCAGAUAGUGGAAAAUGUGUUGUUGGGGCAUGAACUAAUGCACUACCUAAAAAUUAAGAAUCGGGGGAAGAAAGGCUAUAUGGCUCUGAAGGUAGAUAUGUAA